Molecule: messenger RNA, 741 nt
Organism: Notodromas monacha
Lineage: Eukaryota; Metazoa; Arthropoda; Ostracoda; Podocopida; Cyprididae
Source: the annotation of a GenBank genome assembly
AGUUAAUGUACUGUGAUUCGACGACAGGAUCAUGCUAAAGAUGGAAGAAAGGAUUGCGCCGAACGUGCAGGCUUCAGCCUUCAACAAGUGAUCGUAUUUUUUCGCGCGUGUAGUCAGUGGUACUUGAGUAGCCUUUGCCGGCCGGAGUGUUCUUAUGAAUAGGGCGUGUUUUUGCGUGAGCUUUGGAAGAUGACGGGAAAGACUGCGACGUGUCUCAGUGGUGCAGCAGUAACGUCGCACGUGGUUGCGUCUCCCAUCGGCCGAAUUUUUGUUUCCGUUUGCCGGAAGGGUAUCCAUAGCAUACAUCUCGAGCCAGCAGGAGUGGGAAAAAUAAACGAUGCGGAAGUUGAGCUUGAAGAAAGCGAGGAAUGCGGUCCACCAGACGCGGAACAUGUCAUGAACGCAGUAAAUUGGCUGAAGCACUAUUUUGUUCGGUGCAGCCCUGAAUGUGAACAGCCUGGAUUAUGUCUUGAAGGUCAUACCGACUUCCGGGUUAAAGUUUGGUUGUCACUGAAGGACGGGACGAAGCGUGGUGAUCGCAUCAGUUAUAAAGAAUUGGCCAGAUUAGCUGGAGUUUCAGAGAAAAGUUCGCGAGCUGUUGGCCAAGCAAUGGCUAAUAAUCCUUUCUUGCUCUUGGUUCCAUGUCAUCGUGUCAUUCUGAGCUCCGGAAAAAUCGGACACUACUCCAGCGGCAAACGGGACGACGUGAAGCGUUAUCUACUCGAGUUGGAAUUACAUUGA